CCUCGACAAUGAUAAGUGAACAAUAUAAGAAUGAUAUCGCAUAUGCGAUGACUCCUUUUAAAUUGAUUACAUGGCUUAUCGGUGUAUGGCCACUUCAAGUUUAUAAUAUUUAUUCGCUAUUACGUUGUGUUUUCGGCAUUUGUUGUGCGAUUCUAUUUGUGGUUUUGCCUUCCAUGGAGCUAUACUUUGGCUGUACUGACAUAGAGAAGAAUAUAGACUGUCUGACACUAAUUUGUUGCGGAUUGCUCGGUGUACUGAAAAUGACAUGUUGUCUAAUGUAUGGGGUAAAUUCUUUCAUGAAUUACAAUCAAGAUAAUCGCAUUAACAUAACGAAUAGAGAUACAAUAUUGAAAUAUCCAAUUCCAUCGAAAUGUGUUCUGGAAUAUUUCAAUUUUCCAACGAGCAUGUUUAAAAUCUACUGUCUCAUCGAAAUUGUUAUACUAGUCACAGCAGCGACAGCAAAUCUUGGUAACGACGUAUUGUUUCUCAACAUUACAUUGCAUAUUUGCGGUCAAGUUAACAUUCUGAGGCUCCGUUUCAUGAACUUCGAUGUUACAAGUCCACGAAUAUAUGAUCGUUUCAAUGCGUUAAUUCAAAGACAUUGUUACCUGAUAAUGCUAGCCAGAAAACUUACCGAUUUAAUCAGUUUUGUUUUGCUAAUAGAACUAUUUCUAAUCGGCAUAUUAAUAUGUAUAAUUGGAUUUCAGCUCAUCCUCGCAUUGAAGGUCAAUGAUAUCGUUAUGAUAGGAAAAAGUGUAAUAACAUUAAGUGGCUUCCUAAUACAACUAACGUUAUUUAGCUCUAUCGGGAAUUAUCUGAAAUCUGAAAUGGAGGAUAUAGGACUCUCUAUUUAUCAAAGUGCUUGGUACAGUUUUCCUAGGAAAUUGACAAGAAACGUUAUCUUUAUUCUUAUGCAGAUUGGUGGAAUAACAAAGCAAGAUCUUUUGUUUGUUAAUAACGGUAUUAAUAAACAACUGAGAGAAAAAAUUGAGAGAAAAGUAUCGAACGGUGGAAUUAAUCGAAUAAUGGAACAACACGAAUCUUCUUUGCAAUUUGGAACUAUGACAUAAAAGAAUAGUUCUUUGAAGAGGAUAAGGAAUAUUGUUGAUAAAACUUAAGGACGUGGCACAUGAUGUGAUUUUUCCUGUUCAAGUCGCAUGCAAAACGCCUGACAAUCAUAUUGGUCGAAUUGUUAGAAAUUUUGAGCGGUGCGUGCUGCUGUGUUUACUAACAUUGAUGGUAAUUCUGAUGCUAUUUUUCUUGUA
Molecule: messenger RNA, 1265 nt
Organism: Camponotus floridanus (Florida carpenter ant)
Lineage: Eukaryota; Metazoa; Arthropoda; Insecta; Hymenoptera; Formicidae
Product: odorant receptor 13a-like
Exons: 6
Coding region: 9-1070 (353 amino acids)
Biological process (GO): detection of chemical stimulus involved in sensory perception of smell; sensory perception of smell
Cellular component (GO): plasma membrane
Molecular function (GO): odorant binding; olfactory receptor activity
Source: RefSeq, a predicted model, not a curated record